Lichtheimia ornata is the source of this 2337-nucleotide messenger RNA. RefSeq lists its product as uncharacterized. Gene Ontology annotation, cellular component: Holliday junction resolvase complex; nucleus. Gene Ontology annotation, molecular function: 3'-flap endonuclease activity; crossover junction DNA endonuclease activity; DNA binding. Gene Ontology annotation, biological process: DNA catabolic process; mitotic intra-S DNA damage checkpoint signaling; resolution of meiotic recombination intermediates. Bases 1 to 2337 code for a protein of 778 amino acids. The transcript is spliced from 6 exons. The record is from RefSeq and is a predicted model, not a curated record. NCBI's taxonomy places the organism in Eukaryota, Fungi, Mucoromycota, Mucoromycetes, Mucorales, Lichtheimiaceae.
AUGGCUCGUGAGAAGAGCAAGUGUGCUAAUCCACUGUGGCGAGAUUGGAUCCAGGAAUGGGCUGAAGAGGCACGGGAAAGAGGACUCAAAACUUAUUUUACAUACAAAAAGGCUGCGGACAAUCUUGGCAAAUGCCCCCUCCAAUUUACGCAUCCAGCUGAGGCUAUCCAGAUCAAGGGUAUUGGUGAAGGUCUUGUCAAGCGGUUGGAACGACGUCUUGAAAAGCAUUGUCAGGAGAAUGGUUUACCAAUGCCUGAAAAUCCUCAGUCUCAGAAGCGCAAGAAUGAUACCCAAGGAACCACUCAGGAUGAUGGUGAACCUUCCAGGAAACGACGCAGUACCAAGACCUAUGUGCCACGCUAUCGUACGGGUGCCUAUGCCAUCUUGCUAUCCAUGCUUGAACAUCGUGAGGAGAAUUUCAAUGACAGCGUCAACAAGGAUCAGAUCAUCGGUCUUGCGGAACAGCAUUGUGAUAGCUCAUUCGAUAUGACCGAUGGAGGCGCCAAGACUUAUACAGCAUGGAACAGCAUAAAGACAUUGAUCGACAAAGACCUUGUGUAUAAAAGCGGCAAACCUUCCAAAUACACGCUCACCGAAGCAGGCGUUGCCAUGGCACAGCAACUCAAGAAUUCGUCACCAGGAAGUCAAUUGCAACAACCGAGUGGUAACAGCAAUGUCAGCAAUACCCAAUCCAAACGAGCAUCCACAACAUCAUCAUCAAAACGAAAGCAAAAGAGCAGCAGCAUAGCCGACGAUGAUAGCAGCAGCGAUCUUGACUUGGGUGGUGACGAGGACGAGAUUGAUCUAAGUCUUUAUGUGCUUGAUCCAUCAAAGUAUCAGGCGUCAUCAUCAUCAUCAGCAUCAACCAUGAGGAACAAUGAUUUGAACGACAAAGAGAUCGACGAGAUUUUGGAUAUAUCAGAACAAUCGCCUAAUUUGCAAUCAUUCAACAAAGGCAACAACCAUGAGGACAAUGACAUUGAGCUCUUGGAUAUUUCAUCUUCGCCAUUCGAACCACAAUCAACACCUACACCUACUCAAUCAUCACAAUCACUUCCCGUAAUACAACAACAACAACAAUCAACGAGGGAUUAUUCACCAUCCUCUACCCAUAAUGACACCUUUGAAUAUACGUACAUCAAUCCACACGGCGAAGCUGUAAGGCAUAUAUUACAAGCAGCACUCGAUGUUGAUGAAUCAGGAGGGAUGAUGCAUAAGAUUCGAUUUGCAGCACGACAACGACAUCAUGAGAAGGCUCAAUUGAUCCAAAAGAUACGACAAGAUGCCACUUCGGAUACGAUGACAGGGUACAUUCGAGAAGGCGAUGCAAGCGUUGUAUGUCCGGGUCUACCCAAAGUACCGCUUUUACCUCUUGGACGAGAAGAGGAGGACGACUUUUGGCCCAAUUCAGCACCAAUGACACCCUCUCAACAAACGAACAGCAGUCAAACAGAGGAAGGGUUCAUAGUGUAUCCUCCGGACAGCUAUGAGAUUAUGCUCCUUGUGGAUAUCCGAGAAAUCAAAAUGAAGACCAAUCGCGACUACUUCUUGGAAAAGCUGACAGAAAAAGGCAUCCGUGUGGCCAAGCGAGCACUUGAUCUGGGUGAUAUGAUAUGGGUCGCUCAAAAACGUGGAAGCAAGAACCAGAAUGAUGAACUAUUCUUGGAUGUCAUUGUGGAGCGGAAACGCUUGGAUGAUUUGGUGGGGAGUAUCAAGGAUGGUCGUUAUCAUGAACAAAAGAAUCGACUUCAACGUUCAGGUGCUCAAAAGAUCAUUUACAUUAUUGAAGAAUACAACAAGGAAGAAGCUGUACAAUUCGGUCUCCAGGCGAUUCAAACAGCCAUGUCCUCGACUCAAGUUGUUGACGGUUUUUUUCUCAAGCGCACGGCCAAUAUCAGCGAUACGGUGGAUUAUCUUGUCAAUAUCACAAAGAUGGUGCAAAAGAUGUAUGAGGGUGCUACACUCUACAAAAUCCCCGAUCAUUCAGUGAGCCGGCAAACGUACCUGGAUCAAAAACGUCAACUCGGCAAAAUGCAUUUCGUUUCAUACCCAAUCUUUGGUGCGUUAAACAGCAAAUCCGAUGCAGUGACCUUGGAAGAUGUGUAUAUGCGUAUGCUCAUGACGACCCGUGGUGUGACUCCUGAAAAAGCAAAUGCUCUCAUCAAGGUCUAUCCAACACCACACUCAUUGCUUGAGGCCUAUGCAUCGGUCAAGGAUGAAAAGGAAGGCAAGGCAUUGAUACGUGAAAAGACAAAAGACGGCAUCUUGAGAAGACGGUGGACGCUUCAAUUAAGUGAGCGAUUAUGGCAAGUUUGGGGACAACAAGGAUCUUUGUAA